AUGUUUUGCAACACGAUUAUAGCAUUGUAUUUCCUCCCUGCAGCGUAUGAUGGUGCCAGUUGCUCUGCCUCCUUGCGGUACUUGUUAGGAUCAGUAUUUUUCAUUGUAGCUCUUCUCAUUGGUGUGAAGUGGACAUGUUCUAGAGAUCCAACCCAGGCUAUUGCUAAUAGAUUAAAAGAAAUGUAUGAAAUAUAUUGUCAGCAUUUUCAGCCAGAUGAGGAUUUCAGUAACUGUACCAAAGGUAGAUUUAAUAUAGGAACAAUGCAUACACCAACCAGGAUGUACUCACUGAGAGCAGGAAUUCUGCUUUUGAGUCAUUUGGAGAUGGAUCACAGAAAUUAUACUGUAGAGUUGACAAAGAAACUGAAAUCCAAUGACUCCAUAUAUACUCAGUGCACUUCUGUUGUAAGACUCCUUUGUGACUCUCUUGGCUUAGAGAGUUCCCCCGUGAUCCGCACCCUCGAGCAGCUCUCCAGUUUCACAUUUAGGUGUGCAUUACCUGUUACCCGGAUCCGUCAGAAUUAUUCCGCUGAAGCCGAGGCCGGUGUCAACCAUCUGGUUAAUCUGCAUCUGCGGGCCUCUUACACCUACCUUUCUUUGGGCUUCUAUUUCUAUCGUGAUGAUGUGGCCUUGGAAGGUGUGGGACUCUUCUUCCGUGAGUUGGCGAAGGAAAAGCGUGAGGGUGCUGAGCGUCUCUUGAAACUGCAAAACCAGCGUGGUGGUCGUGCACUCUUCCAGGGCGUGCAGAAUCCCUCCCAAGAUGAGUGGGGAAGAACCCUGGACGCCAUGGAAGCCUCCCUGGUCCUGGAGGAGAACCUGAACCAGUCUCUUCUGGAUCUGCACGCUGUGGGUGCUACCCACACAGACCCCCACCUCUGUGACUUUCUGGAGAAUCAUUUCCUCAACGAGGAGGUGAAAAUUAUCAAGAAGAUGGGCGACCACUUGACCAACCUCCGUAGGAUGGCCAGUCUCAGGCAGGGCUGGGCGAAUACCUCUGCGAGAGGCUCACUCUCAAGCACGACUCGGAAGAGCCCAUGGAACCCCGCAACCUGUGAAGGGCCUUCUACCUGA
Chrysochloris asiatica (Cape golden mole) is the source of this 1071-nucleotide messenger RNA. RefSeq lists its product as uncharacterized. The coding region runs from base 1 to 1071 and encodes 356 amino acids. The record is from RefSeq and is a predicted model, not a curated record. Gene Ontology annotation, molecular function: ferrous iron binding; ferric iron binding. Gene Ontology annotation, cellular component: cytoplasm. Lineage: Eukaryota; Metazoa; Chordata; Mammalia; Afrosoricida; Chrysochloridae. The transcript has 4 exons. Gene Ontology annotation, biological process: intracellular iron ion homeostasis; iron ion transport.